AUGUGUUUCAGCAGAGACGUUCAGGUGCAGGCCAUGGAGCAGACUCUGAAACACGCUGAGAAGAACCUUGGAGAGAUCUGCUCCAUCUUGGCUUCGUAUAGCAGAAAAACAGCCAAGCUCAGGGACAAGGCCGACCUGCUGGUAGCUCGGCUCUUCGACUUCUCUACCACAGAGGGACCGGAAGUCCAGGUCAGCCUCAGAAACUUAGCGGAGGAUCUGGCCAUGGUUCAAGACUACAGACAGGCUCAGGUGGAGAGACUGGAGACAAGAGUGGUCGCUCCUCUGAGGACAUAUGGAGAUGUCGUCAAGAAUAAAAAGAUGGAUCUAAAGAAACUCAGCGCCGACCUGAGCAGAGAGCAGAAGGAGCUGCAGAAACUAGAGAAAAGCCGACAGAGGAGCCCUGCAGAUCGACAAACCAUCUCUCAGGCAGAGGUGAGCGCUCAGAAAGCCUCGUCCAGCGCUCAGCACAGCAUCAAACAGCUCCAGGAGACCAUCACGGACUUCCAGAGGCACAAACUGGAGGAUAUUAAAAAAAUCUUUUUGGACUUCAUCACUGUGGAGAUGCACUUUCAUGCUAAAGCGCUUGAGGUCUACACUCACACGUACCACAACCUGGAGGCGAUGGACACUCAAAAGGACCUUCAGCUGUUUUCCAGUCGAGUCAUGGUGUCCAACUCUCAGGCCUGGGCUCUGAACAGUUCGGCUCCUCUCACAAAUCACUGGUCCAGAUUUGCCUCCACCUCCUCGAUGGACCAGGGCCUCAGUUCAAUGCAGACCCUCAAAGCAGCUCAAAGAAAACAACAGAACCAGCAGGAAGAACCAGCUGGGAGGCCUCACAGCAGCUUGAAACACCAGGCAGGUCUGAAGGAGGAAGAGCUGGACCAGGAGGAGGAAGAGCUGGACCAGGAGGAGGAAGAGGAGGACCAGGAGGAGGAACAGGAGGAGUCUGACAUGGAGACGGAGCUUCGGGAGCAUACCAGCCGGCAGUCGUACGCUGCUCAGUAUGCACAGCUGCUCAGACAGCAGAAGUGGAGGAGGGAUCAGGCCACAACAUGA
Molecule: messenger RNA, 1056 nt
Organism: Nematolebias whitei (Rio pearlfish)
Lineage: Eukaryota; Metazoa; Chordata; Actinopteri; Cyprinodontiformes; Rivulidae
Product: CBY1-interacting BAR domain-containing protein 2-like
Exons: 8
Coding region: 1-1056 (351 amino acids)
Biological process (GO): cilium assembly
Cellular component (GO): ciliary basal body; ciliary transition zone
Source: RefSeq, a predicted model, not a curated record